Panthera uncia (snow leopard) is the source of this 10003-nucleotide messenger RNA. RefSeq names its product ring finger and FYVE like domain containing E3 ubiquitin protein ligase (gene RFFL). Gene Ontology annotation, biological process: negative regulation of extrinsic apoptotic signaling pathway via death domain receptors; proteasome-mediated ubiquitin-dependent protein catabolic process; protein K48-linked ubiquitination. Gene Ontology annotation, cellular component: plasma membrane; cytoplasm. Gene Ontology annotation, molecular function: ubiquitin protein ligase activity. The record is from RefSeq and is a predicted model, not a curated record. The transcript is spliced from 7 exons. The coding region runs from base 4821 to 5915 and encodes 364 amino acids. NCBI's taxonomy places the organism in Eukaryota, Metazoa, Chordata, Mammalia, Carnivora, Felidae.
UCUUGUGGCAUUUUAGUGGAAACCAAAGUGAAAAGUCAGAAAGUUUGACUUAUGGGAGGCAGGGCAUGGGUAUGGGAGGUGGCAGGGAGUAGAGAGAGAAAGAGGAGUGUGUGUGGAUGUAUUUAAAGAGGAGAGUCCAGAGGUACACAGUAAAGAAGAAUUGUGAAUUCAGGAAAUCUUCAGAGUUGAAUUACAGAAUCUUUGUUCCGAGAGGGUGGUUACUGGGGAAUGGGACGUGAGCCUACUAGUCACUUCAUUAUGAAGCUAUGGGAGUUGUUUACGUGAUGGAGCUGGAGGACAAGGGCCUGUCCCUGCCCUUCUUCUGUAUUAACAACUCAGGAGAGAAAAUGAAGAAAUAGCUUUGUAAAGGAAAUUACACUAUCAGACGGUUCCCACAUUUCCAUCGCCAGGUUUCUAAAUUGAGCUGCCCAGGAUAGCAGAUUGGUCACGUUGCUGACUUCCUUUCCCUCCAUCUUGUUAUUAGGGCCUCCGACUGUGUCCUGUCAGCUUAGGAUUCUUCCUUUUCCCGCAGGCUUGCUACUUUUUCAAUUCCCUGACAUUUAGGGAUCUAGUAUUUCACUGUGACUGAGGUAGGCAGUUGCUGUACCCUCGAUAUUGGAUACCCUUCUGAACUAUUACACCGCAGUGGAUAAUCAAAUGCCCACAAUUACAUUAUAGACCAGAUUCUGGUCACUGUACCAUCAGAGACAGACUCACAUCACGUGCCCUCACACAGCUGGUUGUGGGGGGGGGGGGCGGGUGUUGUUUUGCAGCAAAGUGCUGUGAAGCAGGUUCCCACACCUGAACGUGAAAGUGGCUCGUUAAAGAUUAAAAGGACUGCCUGGUCCUUCUGGCCCCAAGAUGGAAUGAUCCCCGGCAUGGCGACAGCCUCUGUCUCCCAGGAGAGGCCAUUUUAUACAGGAGGUUUGUGCUUCCAAAUGUUACAGUAAGCCUGCAUUGGCUGAUGCUAUGGUGAUAAGUUGGCAUUUGGGUACUCUCAAGACAUAUGAGCUAUAUAGCAUCCCAUGGUUUGAAUUUCCGGGCAAAACUGCCUCAUCAGGAAGUCAAAAGCCUCUACUUUCAACCUGUGCCUUUUGGGAGGUUUUAUCCUUUGUUUUAUUUGACUAUUCUGUUGAGUCAAGUGAACUUUAAUCUUUACAGCCAUAAAAAUUCCAUUAAGCCCCUUGUACUGCAUCCCAGGUGUGAAAGUGUCUCAGUAUAACGACUGUGGGUGACAGCUAAAAUCCUUAAGAGUAGUUAGGGUAAUAAUUGUCUCUGGAGGCUUGAAGAAAAUAAUGGUCCAGUUGACAAAAUAAAUACAGUUCAGUUGUUGUAUACUUGGUGAUUCUUGUGGGUAAGAGGACUAAUGUCUGUGGCAUACUCAGGGAGACUGUGGCUCAUUUUGGUGGUCUUUGAAACACAACUUUUCAUUUUAUUGUAAACAGUGCUCGGGGAACAUAGCUAUAUGACUGGUAUCUCAAAAUAUUUGAGUCCCACCUGCAUCAGAAUCACGUGGGAGCAGGAGAUGAUUGAAAAUUCUGAUUCUUGGGCCUCUCCACUUGGGCUAAUCCAGAAUGUCUGAGGGACUCGGAUGAGAAAGAAUUAUUUUCAGUAAGCACCCCUGUGGAUUCUUAAGUACCCCUAGAGUGGAUUCUUGAGUAUCCUAAAAUCUACUGAUUUUUCACAUUUAAUUUCUGUGAUUUAUUAGAUGAUAGAUGUUUGGUUGAUGCUCAUCUGUCUUUUUUGAAGGGGAGGUACUCUAGUUUUUUAAAAAAGGUUAGAAGAUCCUAGAACUCCAAAGAUGAGAAUUUGGCAAUGUCCCUAAUACUCAACAAGCUGAGGCAGCCACUGGUUUCUGGAGACUUGGAUUUAUCAAUUCAACCUCUUCUCCAUAAGAGAAAGGAUAUGGACAUUAAUAAGAUUAAUUUUGUUGAAAAGAAUAAAUGUGCAGUAUCCUUUAGGAUGUUGGGGAGGGGAAAGUAGGUAAAAGGGAGAUGAUAAGAGGAAAAAGUGAGAAAGGGAAAAGAUUAGUUAAUAAAUGGUAAAACGUUUAACCCAGUUUUAAAUUACCAAUACUUGGGGUGCCUGGGUGGCUCAGUCGGUUAAGCAUCCGACUUCAGCUCAGGUCAUGAUCUCAGUCUGUGAGUUCGAGCCCCGCGUCAGGCUCUGUACUGACAGCACAGAGCCUGGAGCCUGCUUCUGAUUCUGUGUCUCCUUCUCUCUCUCUACCCCUCCCCCGCUCAUGCUCUGUCUCCCUCUCUCUGUCAAAAAUAAACAUUAAAAAAAUUUUUUUUAAAAAAUAAAUUACCAAUACUUGAAUAUGUGUUCCUUGUUAAAACAAAAAAAUUAAAAUUCUCGCGAAACUAAAAAUACCUCCUGGAUCUCCCAUUGCAGCUCCCUCCCUGAUGUGUGUAUCCUCCCAUAUCUUUUUGUAUGUAUUUGGUAAUUCUCUAUGGAUUUGGAAGAUGACAGAAUCCAGAGAUGUGAAUUUCUUUUCUCUUUUGACACCUGGCUUACUUAACAUUUGUAACGUUAAGAUCUCUUGCAGAAAAAAAAGGGGGGGGGGCCUAUAAAUAGCAUUACAUAUUCCUGUUCAAGAAAAGCAGUGUGAGUGUGUGCAGAUAUCACACACACACACACACACACAAUCUCUCCUGUGACCACCCAUAAAAUGUACCUUUAGGUGAGGAAUAACUUGUCUGAGUUUUCAUAAUGCAUUGAGAGAACUUAAUAAGCACAAAGCCACAAUUAUUUUUUUUAUUUCUCGUUUUCAUAUAACCUACUAGUUUUCAUAUAACCUCAUAAAACUUCAAGUGCCUGAAGCCAUUUGUUCAGAUUUAGCAUCUUUUGAAAGCCCUAAAUCAGUGUAAUCCUCAGCCUUUCCAGUCUAAAAGAAGGAACUGGGAUGGGUAUGUAUGGUUAUAUUUUGGGGAAACUGAUUGGAACUGUACAGAAUCCCAAACCGGGAAAUGAUAAUCUGCCAUAUUUCUCUUCACCUGCUAAUGGUGUUUAUUUUAGCAGAAUUAGGAGAUUCUCAUGCUUCUGGCCCCCGUGUUGCUGUUUAUAUAAUUUACAUUUACUUCCUGGGUAUAGUACCAUCUGAAUUUUCUCUUCCUUUUUUACAGUUACUAAUAUAGAAUGAGCCAGAAGCCUCUAACAAUGUUUUUUCCAAAAGAGGUUUCAUAUUUGUCCAUUACUGUACGAACCUUGAAAGUUGCUCCAUACCAGAAUGUUGUUUAUCAUCAACUACAGAAAUAUUUCUUAAAAUGUGGUCCAUGAGAUAAUGGUUGUCAGCUGCUGUAAAAUGCUUUUAUCAUUUGAAAAGAACUAAUUAACACAUACUGUAGGAAAACUUCUUUUAAACAGCCAUUUUCUGAAAAAGAAAAUGCUGAAAGGGAGGAAAUAAAAGAGAGAACAUUUUAUAAAACCUUAUAAAGCCCAGUGUGGCUAGCCUACUGGAAUAAUGUAAUUAAGGGGAACUAAGCAAGUUGGAUAAAUAACUUUUUUUUUUCUUUAACUAGACCCUUGAAAAGGAAUAGAAUUAAGUAGCAUAGUUAUUAAACCCAAAAUCUGACGGUCUGCACAUACAUUUUAAUUAACCUAAUAACAUUUACUGAAUGACAGGCUGGGCUGGUAGUUAUAUCCAGAGUUCAUAGCAUGUGGGAUCUGCCUUGAAGGAUGGACAAGGCUUGCAAUGGGAGCCUUGAAUGCCCAUGCUAAGGAAGAGCUGGUAGCCGUGGGAAAUUUUGAGCAGGCAACAGAAGGAUCUGAUACGAAAUCUCGUUUCUUUCUUAUCAAAUGAGAAAACACAGAAAGCAAGGGCUUAAUCUUUUGUUUUCUUGGUAUAGCACCAAAGCCCGUUCUAGCUGGGCAGGGCAAAUUCAAUAAUAAUUAAUAGCUUUGAUGAACCAGUCAUUCUAGAAUUGAUUAUUUAAUAAGCUGGCCAAUAAAUGAGAAUCGACCUAGAUUUAGGGAUUUUUAAAUGUAAGUGGUAAUACAGUUUUCACACACUCCUGUAUUCCUUAAGCAUCUGGUAGGUGUGAUGGUGGAUAAUGUAGCUUAAGCUGUGUGUGGCAGCUGAUUAAACAAAAAAGCCUUCAGUUAUUUCUGUCUUAAUUUGAGAUUUUGAAUUGCCUAAGGAAAUAGAAAGGUCAGAGAAGGCCUAGUAGGGAAAAAGAAGAGUGAGCCUGGUCCUGGCUGACAGAAAUUCACUCUGAUGAUUUGACCAGCUAAGGAUGACUGGGCAAGUUCCGGAGUCCUCUGACCCAGAUGUUCUAAUUUGUAAAUGCAAAGUGACUUCUUUAUCAGCCACUCUGGAGAAAUCUUCAGGGCUGUGAACCUGCUACCUUCUGUAAUCUUGCUGCCCUGAGCCCCGGGCAGUUCUCAAAUGAAACUUUGGAAAGUGACCACUGGAGCCUCCCAGGUAAGGGCUCCAGAGGCAGCCGAUCGACCAGCAGGAGGGCCAUGAGGAAGCUGCCCCUGGUAAUCAGCACUGGAUUAAAAAAAAAAAAUCAGUGGGGCGCCUCUUCUUUUUCGAGGUUGCACUUGAUUGUGGUUGGCUCAGGCUGGGUUGUUUGGGAAAGAGGAGUUUUGCCUAGCAUGAGUCAGCACUGCCCUGGGUAAACCGCCUGCUCUGUUGCAAUCUCGCUUACCAAAGAUACGUCCCCAGGCGGCACCAUUCACUCUGCCUGAAAGCUGCUGCUGUUGGCUCCUGAGAUGAGCUCAUCUGAAAUGGCUCCAAGGACCUCAGCGGCAGGAACUGGAGGCAGCCUGCUCUCUGCUGUGGUAAUGUUUUGAAACAGGCAAAACCAGAUUUUAUCAUGUGGGCAACCUGCUGCAACUGGUUCUGCCUGGAUGGACAGCCUGAGGAGGUCCCCCCGCCCCAGGGAGCCAGGACGCAGGCCUAUUCCAACCCUGGGUACAGCUCCUUCCCCUCCCCUACAGGCUCGGAACCAAGCUGCAAGGCUUGCGGGGCCCACUUCGCGAACAUGGCCAGGAAGCAGCAGACCUGCCUGGACUGCAAGAAGAAUUUCUGCCUGAGCUGUUCGAGCCAGGUGGGAAAUGGGCCCCGCCUCUGCCUUCUGUGCCAGCGGUUCCGAGCCACGGCCUUUCGGCGGGAGGAGCUCAUGAAGAUGAAGGUGAAGGACCUCAGGGACUAUCUCAGCCUCCAUGACACCUCCACCGAAAUGUGCCGGGAGAAAGAGGAGCUGGUGUUCUUGGUGCUUGGCCAGCAGCCCGUAAUCUCCCAGGAGGGCAGGACUCGCGCGCCCACCUUGUCCGCGGAUGUCCCCGAGCAGCAGGCCUUCCUGACCCAGCCUCGCGCCAGCACGGUACCUCCUACCUCGCCUCACCUCGCCUCUUCGUCCGCACAGGCCACCUCUGUUCCCCCAGCCCAGGCUCAGGAAACCCAGCAGGCCAAUGGCCAUGUGUCUCAGGACCAAGAGGAACCCGUCUACCCGGAGAGCACAGCCAGAGCACCUGCUGAGGAUGAGACCCAGUCUGUCGACUCAGAGGAUGGCUUCGUCCCAGGCCGGAGGGCCUCUCUGUCUGACCUGACCGACCUGGAGGACAUUGAAGGUCUGACCGUGCGGCAGCUGAAGGAGAUCCUGGCGCGCAACUUCGUCAACUACAAGGGCUGCUGUGAGAAGUGGGAGCUGAUGGAGAGGGUGACGCGGCUGUACAAGGACCAGAAGGGCCUCCAGCACCUGGUGUGUGGUGCUGAAGACCAGAACGGGGGAGCGGCGCCGUCCAGCGUGGAGGAGAACCUGUGUAGGAUCUGCAUGGACUCGCCCAUCGACUGUGUCCUGCUGGAGUGCGGCCACAUGGUGACCUGCACCAAGUGCGGCAAGCGCAUGAACGAGUGUCCCAUCUGCCGGCAGUACGUGAUCCGAGCCGUGCACGUCUUCCGAUCGUGAGGGCUUGCACCGGCUUCUUCAGUGCCUUAUGGGGACGUAGCUUGAGGUGUCUGGGUUCCAGACUGGGCAGCUCGCGGAGGGGCAGGCUAACAAGAAAAUCUGCAGUGCUCGUAAGACCGGGGCAAGCAAGGAUGCUGUCACCUCUGGGCAUGCCUGUCCUGCCGCGGAGGCGCACCUCUUGGCUGGCAGCGCCGGAGGCCGGUGGAAACCGGAACAGACUGCACGGGCAAGUCUCUGUCUCAGUGAUCUUGGGGUAAUGAUGGCACCUGAUGAAGAGAGGACUUGCCAGAACUUGGACCGCAUCUUCCUCCUUUCCUCCGAAAGUCUAACAGUUUCAUCCUUGUGUACCCCACCCGUCCUUCUGAGCUGCCUGCCUCUGGCCUUCACCGGUCAGAAGUCCUGGUAGAAAUGGUUCUCUUCCUCCCCAGCACAUUUGGAUUUAUUUCUGCUCUGGCUUUCUGUGCUUUAACCUACCUUUGCUAACGUCUCUGGCUACAUUGCCUAAAAUCCAUUUGUUUCUUCAGACCAAAAAGAUGUUAGCUUACCAGACCGAGAGUGAUCCUCCUUGGGACUGAAUUUGGACCAGUAAACUUAGCUCUGGUGAGAAACAAAACUCAACUGCUACUGAAAAAUUUCAAAGUCAUGAAGAGUUGCUUCCUUAAGUGCUGGGACUGGAAGCGAUGAGUCUCCUGACCCCAAUCCCGGCUCCCAAACUGCUGGGAAGUUUGAGUCCGUUUGUGUGAGACGGCUCACACAGCCUCUCUGCUUCUCUAGGGCCCACACACCAUCCCUGUUAGUUUGAGAGAAGGGAAAGUGUUGGGUGGAAGCAGGGGCUUUCUGCUUAACUUUGACUUCUCCAGCAGACAGGAAUAGCAAACCACUUUCCUCUGAGAAUGAAGUCCCACUCUUUUCCAUGGUCUCACUGAAGGCAGACAGCCUUGCUCUCCUCUAGCCAGACUUCUCCUGAAGCUCCUGGAGACCAAACCUCAACACCCGAGGGGUAUCUGAAGGUACCGAAUGAGACUGGAGUCAGCUGUUGAGCAGACAGCUGCAAGUCUUAAUUCCCCAGGUUGGUGGGGACUCUCUACUCCCAUUUCCUUUCUCAGAACACUGACUUGAGGGCAGGUCAGGAAGAAGCACUCUCAAGGUCCUUUAGAAAGACCAUACAUUGAGCUAGAGGAUUCUUGAGCCCUUUUAGGGUUGUUCUACCACUGGAAGAGCCAAAGGGCUUAGGUUUGCUGGAGAAGCUUAGUCAAGAACCCACACACAUGCUAUCGAAGAGCCGUGUGUGCGGCCAUCACCAAUGGAUAAACUACACAAACCCUAGACACCGAGGGCCUUGGCAGACCACCGCCCCCACCCUACUCCCCUGCCGAACAGUCAAGUUCUCUCAGACUGGAACCUAGCAUGACUUUGGAAGACAGUGGGAAACUCCAAGGGGACCUGUUUAUCGGUACAGACGUGCUUAGGCUUUCCCCCAUCAUCAACCACUAUUCCCCUUCAGAGGAGUGAAAUGAUUGCAUAAGGUGGUUGCCAGUUGAACCACUGGGCCACUUACCUUGACGUUACACCAAGCCCUGGAUGACUGGAUUCUGGGACUCAGCCUUUGUAGGAAUUGGGGGAAUCAAGAGGUCAGUGAGAGGACCUUUGACCUUUCUGCUGGACAGUAAAUAUUAUGGUUUACAAUGCGUACCAGUUUGGCAGAGAAUUCCACCACUUCUCGAUUCCACUGUGAAACAGGUCUGUAUUUAUGCAACUCAGUUAAGAUCUAGCAAUAACUUCAGGGCAGAUGCUGGCUCUCUCCCUAAAACUUGCUUUCACUGCUGAGGCCUUCCCUCUCCCCACCUCCCACAGUCCCUCUCCUAGACAGAAGUUAUGAAUAAUAUCCUGAAGGUUAGUAACCUCAGUAAGAAUUAUAACUGGUAUCGUUUCAUUCUGGAGAAAGAACUUGCCUUGGAGUCUUUUGAUCUAUUUUGACAAAGGUUUUCAUUCAGGAAAAAUGGUGUCAAACCACCCCGAUUUGUUGUCAUCCAUCAUUAUCAUACCAAAUAAAGGCUGGGAAUUCAAGAUCCCAUUUCAGUCACUAAUCUAGGUAGAAAACCUGAUUUUUAUCUUUGAGUAACCCCCACCCCCACCCCUCAUGGAUCCUUGGGUCUUAAUUUUAUCAUGAAAACCUCUAAUUCUUCCAGUUAUUCCAUGGCUUUUGCUGUGAUUGUUCUGAGAUUUCAUUUGAGACUUGUUUCAAGACUUAGGAGAGCUGACUGGUUCAUAAUAUAUUGGAAUAGUUGGAUCCAAGCUAGUAAGAAUAAGCUGUACAGGAAUUCAUGCACAAUAUAUAUUGUAUAAAUUGGUUGAAAUCUUGGGGACGUGAAUGUGUUACUUCAAGUGGCUUAUAUUAAGAGUCUUCAGAAUUACUUGGGUUUUAAAGCAAACCCAAAUGUGUAUUUUUUGUUACAGAGCUCUGCUUUAUAAUUUUGUAAUAAAAUUUCACUAUAGAAGCCUGUCUCAUCUGGUGGGAGAACACCAGAGGUCUGAGAGUUAAGACUGACAAGAGAGUUGAUACACCACAGGCUAAUCCCAGGCUGUGUGCACACAGGCAUGCUCUUGAGAGACUGCAUUAUUUGUGGAGAUGCUUGGGCCACUGUGGCCUUAUUGAUAUUCCUGUUCAACAGAUGGGGAAACUGAAGUUUGGUGCUGUUUUGACUUGUUCGAGGUCUUACAGCGAGAGUAUGGGAGAAGUAUGGGAGUAGAGUAUGGGAGUAUGGGAGUAUGGGAGAGUAUGGGAGAAGCCACGGAACAGCCUACGAGAGGACGGGAGCUGCGUAGCAAAAGAACCAGCCUUAAGACUAAAUAGCAAGAAACACCAACUGAGUUCAGACACUUGACGCUGAUCUCAUAGAGAUGGGCCUCGAAGAUGUGGGCAGAAAGGAAUCUGAGGACAGCCAGUGUGCCCAGUCAAGACUUCAGGUGACCCUGGGAGACAGAAGGUAGUUUUUGGAUACAGCUGUAGUAGUUAUGGCUCAGAGGUCACCGAGCCUCGUGGGCAGAUGGCUGUGUGCACACAGGCCUGUGUGGGGAGAGCUAGAUUCCAUGCACAUCUACCCUGGGACUCGAGGAAGCAAUCUUGCCUGGCGGAUGUAAAGGCCGGAGGCUGAGCUGCAGCUGUCCUCCUUAUUCUGGGGGACCAGCUUGCUGAGCACCCCACUGAGCACCCAGGACAACCUUCUGUCCACUGCCAACCAGCAGCAUGUCAACAGUCUCCAAGGAAGGCAGGCCUCCAGUACUGUGCUGGGGAGGUGUAAGAUGAUGUUGCCCAGGGUCUGGGAAAUACGAAGCUGUGUAGACAGUAUAAUCUCAGCGGCAGAAAAAAACACGCAGGAGAGAGACUAGAAGGAAACAGACAUAGUACCUUGAACAGCGAACUGAAAGAACACCCAGCAAGACCGGGAAGGACCAAAAAAGGCCAGGCUCAUUACUAAGAUGAUCCCCUGUGGCUGGCAGGGCCCCUCUGCCAUGAGGGCACACCUGGAGUCUAAGUGACUGGCAAGGGCAGGUAGGUUGGGUCUAAGUCAGCUGGGCCAAAGGGCAGUGACCGUGUCCUUUGGCAGAAUCCCAAGGGGCACACUUUGUUCUGCUGCCCUGUCUGGCUGCUUGGCCCGAGGAGGCUGGAGAAGGGGGUGGAAAUUUAUGUAGGUCAGCGCUCAAAGGAGCAGCAGCUUUUGUCUCCACAAAGGACAGAAUAAAGAGAGUCUUAUUCUCAAUACUGAUGUGAGACUGAAUGGUGCCUAUUCAGAAACACCAGUGUGCUGGACUAGAGUCAGGGUGGUACCAACCCCUCCUGUCCCUUCCUCCCAACACACUUGAACCAGCAGGUAGACACCCAGACGAGGUUAGAGCUGGCCUCCAGGCCGACUGGCAAGCAGCCUCCCAGCGGAAUAUCACCUUAGUUGAACACACUGGGGGGGGUCUGGGGGAGGCAGUGGUCCUCAAUCUUAGAGACUCAGACACUCCAGCAUGUUCCAGAGGUUGAGUCUCAUGAACUUAACUCAGAGAUGGACAAACAAGCCUGAGGACCUGUUGAUAGUAAG